GCGCGGGAGUGCAGCGCGACUUGGGAGCGAGGGGGCGGAAGCGGCGGCGGCGGCGGGAGAGCUCCGCUCCUGGGCGCCGCGAGCGGCCGGGUCUUCUUUCUUCCCUUCUCCAGAGCCCUCCCGCCUUCGAGUCGAGUGCGCGCGGCUGCUCGCCGACCUCUCGGAGUGGGUUAUAGGAAUCUGGUUCUCAGAGGUAACUGGUUCUGUACCUAUAACCCAAAGGAGGAAAUUGCUGCCUGAACUCAUAGGCCAUAUCAGGUGGUACUCAGGGAUUACUCCUUGCUCUGCACUCAAGGAUUACUCAUGGCAGUCAACAUGUCCUUGAAGGUCCAGACAAGCAAUGUCACCAAUAAGAAUGACCCCAAGUCCAUCAACUCUCGGGUCUUCAUUGGAAAUCUCAACACAGCAGUGGCGACGAAGGCAGAUGUGGAGACCAUCUUCGCCAAGUAUGGCCGUGUGGCCGGCUGUUCUGUGCACAAAGGCUAUGCCUUUGUCCAGUAUGCUAAUGAGCGCCAUGCCCGGGCUGCUGUGCUGGGAGAGAAUGGGCGAGUGCUGGCUGGGCAGACCUUGGACAUCAACAUGGCUGGAGAGCCCAAGCCCAACAGACCUAAGGCGCUAAAGAGAGCAGCUUCUGCCAUCUACAGUGGCUACAGCUUUGACUAUGAUCACUACCUGGAAGACUUCUACAACAGGCUUUUCGACUAUCCUGGCCGCCUGUCGCCUGUGCCAGUUCCCAGGGCAGUUCCUGUGAAGCGACCCCGGGUCACCGUCCCCUUGGUUCGACGUGUCAAAACUACCAUACCUGUCAAGCUGUUUGCUCACCCUCCUACUAUCACCACCACCACCACCACCACCAGCACACCAAAGAUCAAGUUAAAGAGCAGUGAGCUGAAGGCCAUCAAGACAGAGCUGACACAGAUUAAGUCCAACAUUGAUUCCCUGCUGGGUCGUGUGGAGCAGAUGGCCUUGGCACAGAAGGCGGCCAACCAAGAUGGCAAGAAGAAGGGUGACAGCGGCAACAACAGUGGUGGCGGCGGCAAUAGCAAUGCUGGUGACAGUGGGAGUGGAGGUGUUGAUGGGAAUGGCACCACCCAGCCACCAGCUUCCACAGAGACUCCCACAGCUCCAUCUGAGACUUGCAUGCCUCCGGCAGAAGCACAGGCUCGAGAUGAGGGUGAUGAGGAGGGGAUACUGAGGCACAGUGAUGACGAAAUGGAACACAGCCAGGAAACAGAUGCAGAGGUUCGGGCUUUGCAGUAAGCAGCCUAACUGAAGUGACGGCCACUGACAGGAGGAAGGUGUGCACUGCCCCAGGCCUCAGGCUGGGCACUUAUCCUGGACAGCACGCUCAGGGGGUCCCAGAGGAGAGCUGGCAGCAGACGCCUCCUAUCUUUCACCUCCCAGCCAGUGCCACAUCUUCUGCAGGUGGCUUUCUCAACUCCCAUCCCACAGCCUCCCUACUGGCACUGCCAUGCUCUGCCUCCCUCCCCAGGACACUCUCAGUACUGGUUUUUUUCUAUAGGUUUGGAUAAGGGAGACAAUAAAGUGAUUGGAUCUCAA
Suncus etruscus (white-toothed pygmy shrew) is the source of this 1560-nucleotide messenger RNA. It is a transcript of the gene RALY, whose product is annotated as RALY heterogeneous nuclear ribonucleoprotein. Gene Ontology annotation, cellular component: nucleus. Gene Ontology annotation, molecular function: RNA binding. The record is from RefSeq and is a predicted model, not a curated record. Lineage: Eukaryota; Metazoa; Chordata; Mammalia; Eulipotyphla; Soricidae. The coding region runs from base 304 to 1260 and encodes 318 amino acids. The transcript has 11 exons.